AUGGACCACGUCAACUACGAGAUCCGCGCCGGCAACAACGGCGCGUGUGCUGAAAACACCUUGUACAACUACGACGGCGACGCCCGCGGCAUGACGACGCAGUGGAUGAACUCGGCCGGUCACCGCGCCAACAUUCUCGGCAGCGCGUACGACAACGUCGGCUUUGCAGUCAAGAAGGCGUCGGACGGCAAAUACUACGCAACGUCCAUCUUCACCAAGGACAGCCGUCCGUGUGCCUAA
Molecule: messenger RNA, 240 nt
Organism: Saprolegnia diclina VS20
Lineage: Eukaryota; Oomycota; Saprolegniomycetes; Saprolegniales; Saprolegniaceae
Exons: 2
Coding region: 1-240 (79 amino acids)
Source: RefSeq, a predicted model, not a curated record